Molecule: messenger RNA, 4246 nt
Organism: Paramormyrops kingsleyae
Lineage: Eukaryota; Metazoa; Chordata; Actinopteri; Osteoglossiformes; Mormyridae
Product: transcriptional regulator QRICH1
Source: RefSeq, a predicted model, not a curated record
GCAGACCGGGGCAGACAGAAGGCCUUUAAAGGUGCAGUUAUGUGCUCUCUACUCUGCAUUUCAGACGAUUAUGUUUUAGAGUAUAUUUCUUAAAUACUAAAAACAACUUGGGUCGCUUUUUCCUUAAUUGCACACAAAAAGCAAAAGGAAAUUACUGAGAAACUUAUUUUUAAUAAUAAUGCGUAUGUAGUUCGAUGCGGGCCCCACUGCGUGUCAAUCUAAAUAAACAAUGAAGACUAAUGGUUAAGUAUAAUACUGAUACGGGAUUUGAGGGUAUGAUUAUUUCCAAUCUACAAUGACGUGUGCUGUUGAUGCUAUAAGAUAGCGCAGCGAGUCUUCUUUAACUCGGCAUUUUAAGUCACCGUGAGUCCUCAGCGCUUGGCUGCUGUAGCCUCGCGAGAGAUGGCGAGCGUUCCGAGUGUCACCGGAUUGGCUGAGAGCGGCUGGUUGUAAGAUGGCGCCCAGUGAGAGCUGAGUAGAAGUAAAAGGGGAAAAUAAUAAUAUAGAGAACUGCAAGAAACCUGUGGUACUGCCAGGCAAGAAAUAAUACGCAAAAAGAAUUUGUUCUUUAUUGCCACGAGAAAGCUGUGUCAACGUUGUAAAUCGGCUGCACUGAACACCCAGUGGAAGUAUACUGGAGCAGCCCAGGCCGAGGUGGAAAGAGGCCACAUGUGUAUAUUCUGUGACGCGCCUGUGACUCUGGAGAGGAGAAGCGCGUUUACAGUUGUGUGAACGCGGCAGCGCGCAUUACAGAUCUCCCUCGGAGGAACGUGAGGAGCAUCAUCAUGAACAACUCUGUGGACAACACAGUGUCGUUUGAGGAGUAUGUGCGGCAGAAGGCCCGCAGCGUGCCGCAGCACCGCAUGAAAGAGUUCCUGGAAUCGCUGGCCAGCAAAGGUCCAGAGGCACUGCAGGAGUUCCAGCAAGGUGGCACCACCAUGGUGUACCAGCAGGGGGCGAACUGCGUCUACACCGACAGCACAGAGGUGGCAGGGUCCUUGUUGGAGCUGGCCUGUCCUGUGCAGGUACAGGUCCAACAGUCUCCACAGCAACCACAGCAACAGCAGCAGCAACAGGCGCAGCAGGUGACAUCUGCACAGCUGUCCCCACAGCUGGCUGCUGCGGUGCACCAGGCCUCAGAGCAGCAGAUACAAGUGCAGGUGCAGAUCCAGGGGCAGCAGCAGGCGCAGGCAGUGGGACAGGUGCUCCAGGUGCCCAGCCCCACCCAGCAGCAGCUGGCCGGCUCCCAGCUGCAGACGGUGGCUGCCGGCCAGCUGGUGCAACAUGGCGAGAUCACAGAGGAGCAGCUGCAGCAGCACCAGCAGAUCCAGGCCCAAUUGGUGACUGUGGCCGGCGGACAGCAGAUCCAGAUUCAGACCGUGGGGCCGCUGUCGCCCCAGCAACAGCAGGGCUCCCCGCGGGAGGGGGAGCGGCGCUCUGGGGCGGGGGGCGUCCUACAGCCCGCCAAAAAGCGGAAGGUGGACAUGCCCAUCACGGUGUCUUACGCCAUCCCCGGGCAGCAGCUGGCCACCGUGCUGGCCAUCCCACAGGGCCAGGGCCAGCAGCAGAGCUACCUGUCCCUGCGGCCCGACCUGCUGACAGUGGACAGCACCCACCUGUACAGCGCCACCGGCACCAUCACCAGCCCCACGGGCGAGACCUGGACUAUCCCCGUGUACUCAGCACCGGCACGUGCCGACCUGCAGCAGCAGAGCAUCACGCACAUCGCCAUACCGCAGGAAGCCUAUAGCGCCGUCCAUGUGGCUGGCUCCCCUGCCGACGACAAGGACAAGAUGUUGGUGGCCGGCAAGCUGGCCAUCGGCACGGCGCCGGGGGCGGCCCCUGUGACCACGACGACGGCCACCACGCAGGAGGAGGUGGUCCAGACACUGGCCAACACCCUGUUCCCGGCGCAGUUCAUGAACGGGAACAUCCACAUUCCUGUUGCCGUGCAGACAGUGGCCGGGGCCUACCCCAGUGCGACGCAGUCCGUCCACAUCUGGGACCCCCAGCAGCAGGUGGUGCAGGCCCAGGGGGUGGCCGGACAGGAGCAGCAACAACUACAGACUCAGACAGUCCAGCUGGCCGAGGUGGAGACGCAGCCACAGGCCCCCCCUACACUGCUCCUCCCCAACUCCCUGAAGCCCGAGGAGGGCUUGGAGGUGUGGCGCCUGUGGGCACAGAGCAAGAACGCGGACCUGGAGAAGGACGGCCAGAGCCGGCUGGCCCCCAUCGGCCGACGGCAGCCUCUGCGCUUCCAGGAGGACCUGGUGUCCUGUGCCGUGGCCGAGCUCAACAUCGGCCUGUCGCUGAUGACCCAGGAGGCCCGGGGGCUGGAGGGCGAGCCUUUCGAUCCAGAUGUGCUCUACUACAUCUUCCUCUGUAUACAGAAGUACCUGUUUGAAAAUGGCCGGGUGGACGACAUCUUCUCAGACCAGUACUACCUACGUUUUUCCCAGUGGCUGCACCGCGUUCUGGAUGGCUGGAAACCAAGCGUACAUCCACUGGCAGGUUACAUCAUCCCGAGUCAUGUGACGGAGGAGAUGCUGUGGGAGUGUAAACAGCUGGGCGCUCACUCGCCUGCCACUCUGCUCACCACGCUCAUGUUCUUCAACACUAAGUACUUCCAAUUGAAGACGGUGGAGCAGCACAUGAAGGUGGCAUUCUCCAAGGUUCUUCGGCACACCAAGAAGAACCCGUCAAACCCCAAGGACAAAAGCACCAGCAUCCGCUACCUGAAAGGUGUGGGGCUGCAUCACGUGGGCCAGAAAGUGACAGACGACAUGUACGCCGAGCAGGCAGAGCACCCGGAGAACCCGCUGCGCUGCCCCAUCAAGCUGUACGACUUCUACCUCUUCAAGUGUCCCCAGAGCGUAAAGGGCCGCAACGACACCUUUUACCUAACGCCUGAACCGGUGGUGGCACCCAACAGUCCCAUAUGGUACUCUACCCAGCCAAUCACGCGGGAGCAACUGGAGCACAUGCUCACGCGCAUUCUCAUGGUGCGAGAGAUCCAGGAUGUCGUCGCCCUGACAUCGGGAAGCAUUCACUAAGCAGGAGGGUGAAGCAGCCCCAGCCAAAUCAGGGCUUGACGUGGACCGUGAUCUGCCCCUCUGUUUCGUUUUCUCUCUUCGUUUAUCACUGCCCUCGUUCCUGCUCUCCGACAGUUGCCGGCUGAGCGCCCGUCCCCAGACUCCGCACCGAAUCGGCUUCUCUUCCCGAGAAGCAGAACCAUGGGAGAGCAGUUGCCUGUGUCAUUUGUCACUUCUUUUUUUAUGAUGUAUUUUUUUUUAUGCAUAAAAGCAUAUUUUUUGAUUAUCCUCACGAAGCAGCCUUUCCUUAUCGUUGUACUUAGCACACCUGUAACCCUCAGAUGAACUGAGGUACGUUUUCCUGAAAUGAGCCCCCCCCCCCCCCAUGUUUUGUUCUUGUGAUUUUUAAUUUCUUUCGUUAUUGGUACAUGUAUCUCUGAAGCAUUACUGCCCUGAUUUUGACUCACUACAUUUGGAGCAGGUGUUUCCCGGUUCUGUCUCUCUUUGGCUCUGGCUGUCCCUCUGCUCCUCUGCUCCCUAUUAGCCAUGACUGUCUUGCUCUCGCCUGGGACGUCUCUCUUGCUCGGAGGCCAACCUCGCCUGUGGCAACCCCCCCCGCCGCAGCCGGGCCUGCUCCUCCCCCCGCUCGAUGUACUCAUAGGAAAAGGUUUGGGAGGCUCCACCAGGCUGCCCAGCCCGGCACGACCGCUCUCCUCACGUUCCUGACAUGGGACAGGACCCCAGGCCUCUUUGUCUCCCGUCAGCUGUUAGAACGUCACCGCCAAAAAUAAAAAAAAAAAGGACAGAUCUGCCUUCUGUAAGGACUCUCCCAAGCUUGAGGGAGACCCCACUGAAGACUCACCAGGCGCAACUCGCAGACGAACAGUAUGCGUGGAUACAGAAGCUAAACGGCAAAAGACAUUUGACUCCUUGCGUAUAUUUAAUUAUGUGGUGUGUAUGUGUUCAUACACACAGUCUUGCAACGAACACAGUUCUCUUGCGGAUUCAGUGUGGCGAAGACCACCAUCUUCCGAAACAUAUUGUAAAAUAAACACACUUGUAUUAUAUAUAAACUGACAAAACGAACAUUCUCUGGGUUUACUCUCCUUUUUGUUUUAUUUUCCCGUCUCUAUAUUCUUCUAUGUAUCGGUAUUGUAGUCGUUUAUGGAAGAUGGCAAACUGUGUGUUUUGAAACAUGCCUUUUUUUACAGCUC